This is a messenger RNA of Melitaea cinxia (Glanville fritillary), 2436 nucleotides long. RefSeq names its product dolichyl-diphosphooligosaccharide--protein glycosyltransferase subunit 2 (gene OstDelta). The transcript has 10 exons. Bases 176 to 2053 code for a protein of 625 amino acids. Gene Ontology annotation, cellular component: oligosaccharyltransferase complex; membrane. Gene Ontology annotation, biological process: protein N-linked glycosylation. Lineage: Eukaryota; Metazoa; Arthropoda; Insecta; Lepidoptera; Nymphalidae. The record is from RefSeq and is a predicted model, not a curated record.
CCAAAGUUGCAACAUUUUUCUGCUACGUCGAUGAUUUUCUGUCAAAGAGAAGCCGGCGUUCAAAUAUUAUGAAUAGAUUUAUUUUCUAAUUUUAAUUGGAAGCCCUUAAAAACUUCCAUUUACUUGAGAGAAACAGAAGCUACAUUAGUUUUCGUAGUUUGUUUUUCUUUUUACAAUGUCCCGUUGUUUAAUACCACUAUUCGUGCUCAGUUUAUUAGCUGUUAGCAAUGCAAUAUUACAAGGAACAGUAGAUGUGAAACGACUUCAAGGAAUACUUGAGGAGGGAUUGAAAAGUAAUGAUAUCAGUUCAUUUUAUUACUCUGUAAAAGGCCUUACACAACUUAAAGCCAAAUUACCAGAUCUCUGUGAUAUCAUUAAAAACUAUAAAUUUGAUGAAAAAAAUGUUGAGCAAGUAUUUUAUAUCACGAAUGCAGCAGCUUUGUCUGAAUGCCAGAAUUCACUUAUGCCUAAUGUACUUAGUGCUCCAACGCUAGUUCUAGACAGGCAAGAUUCAAGUCUUCAAGAAAUAUAUUGGGCAGUGUACUCACUGAAGGCCAUGGGAAGAGGCACAGUUUUCGAUAAAGAGGAUGCUUUGAAGAAUCUUAUUCAAUUGUUGAAAAAAGAUGACACACCAGCUAAUUAUGGCUACUUGUUCGCUCUAUGCGAGCACAUCGGCUGCGAGGCGUGGACGGGUACUCACGCCGAGAGUGCUCUGCUGGCCGCGGACGAGACUGACGGUCGUGCGCUGCACUUUGAUGGAGGUCUGCCCGUCACCUCCUUCUUGCUCACAUCUAUAUUGAGGACGUACAAGUCGCUGAAGAAGCCGUCCCCGCUGAGCGCGGAGCAGCGCCACAAGUUCGGCGCGUACCUGCUGUCGCGGCGCUCCGUCACGUCGCCGCGCGGCGCCGCGCUGCUGCUGGACGCCGCGCUCGCGCUCGCCGACGACCAGCCAACACCAAUCGCCAUCGUUUUUAAAGACAAGAAGUAUAUCACCUCGGAAUCAGACACAAUUGAAUUCUCUGUCACCGAUAUAAUCGGCAGGCCAAUACCCAACUUGAAACCUGAUGAAGUCGUCGCUCAGUCAGGCACCAGGCUCGCUGACGACGUAGUAGUCCUGUCUAAACAACCUCUGACCCAAAAGCCAAAGGAACCGACAACAUUCGUCCUCAACCUGAGUAAAAUCAAGGCUCAGCACGGUCUCUACAAGAUUGCCCUAAGCGCUGGCACUAAAUCGGCUAACUUCAACAUCGCAGUAUUGGGUGAAAUACAAGUGUCGAAUAUUGAAAUUGGCGUCGGUGACAUCGACGGCACAACCAGCCCGAAGAUCACCACUGUGAGCUAUCCUAACAAGUUGUCAGAAAAAUUGCAUGCUGAUCAUUUGCAAAAGGUGACGCUGAAGUUCACGGCGCGCGACAAGUGGAACAAGCCAGUGGUGGUGCAGCAAGCCUUCGUGCGCAUAGCGGCCGAAGGCUCCGAGCGCGAGGCCAUCUAUGUAGCCGAGACCGACUCCAGCGGCGCUUACCGAGUGGAUCUGCACGUGAGCUCGAUGGCGCCGCACCUGCUGGUGGGCGGCGAGUACACCGUGACGGUCCUGCUGGGCGACAGCGCGCUGGCCGCGCCGCUGUCCUGGGCCUGCGCCGACCUCGCGCUCAACUUCGGCCGCGACCGCGCGCUCGGUGAGCCAGCGGCUGCGAGCGCCCGACGCGGCGCGCAGCCGGAGAUCGCGCACACGUUCCGUGCGGCCGAGGCGCGGCCGGCGCGCCUGCUGUCCGACGUGUUCGCGCUGGCGUGCGGCGCGCCGCUGCUGCUGCUGCUGGCGCUGUGGGCGCGCCUGGGGCUCAACCUGCGGCUGUUCCCGCCGCUACCGCUGCCCGCGCUCUCCGCCGCCUUGUUCCACCUCGCGCUCGGAGGCUCGCUAGCGCUGUACGGGCUGCUGUGGCUCCAGCUGAGCAUGUUCGACACGCUGCGCUACCUGCUGCCGCUGGGCGCGCUCACCUUCCUGGCCGGACACCGCCUGCUGCGCCAUCUAGGGGACAAGGCCGCGAAACACUAGUGCUAACUAUAUUUAUAUAACUAGCAAUAAAUUUAUAUAUUUAAAUUUAGCUUGUUUCUGUUUUAAAUGUCACAUGUAGGUCGUAAUUUCCUUAUUUCUAAUCAUGAAAUCAAACGAUCGAUUUUUUUUUUAUUGGUACCAAUUUGUAAAUAACGUUUGCUUUUUGUUUAGUAUAAUACAGUUGUGGUCUCGAUUUAAGUAUAUAAUAAUAUCAUAUUGUUUGUUAGUUUAUUGAAAGUAAAUCUUUACCAAACUUGUACACGCAAUACAUUAUGUUUCCAGAUAUCAGAAUAAUAACACUUGGUUCCUAUAUGUGUAUUUAAUAUUGUUGUUUCGUUUAUUAGUUUAAAAUACACUUGCAAUAAAAUAAUAAAACAUUGAAA